AUGGGCAUCUCACCAGAGGAAGAACGGCUCACUUCUUCAAGCACCUUGUCCAGGUCCAUAAAGAAUAUUGCCAAUAAAGAUCGAAGAUACGAAGUUGCAGUGCCCUGCGUGGAACCUGACAUACAGGUAAUCGAAGAUAACUACCUUGUAGCACAUAACCGCCUUCAGAGUCUUGUACGCAGACUUUCAACUAAAGAUGGCCUGCUUGAGUCGUACGACCAUGCCAUCCCUCAAUAUAUUGACUCGGGACGCGCAGAAGUAGUCGCCCAAAAAAAACUCAAGGAGGAGCGUACAUACUACAUGCCGUACAGAGAAGUUAUCUGUGAAGACUCGCUCACUACGAAGCUGAGGAUACUACAAGUCCUCAUGAGAUUUCGCUGGUACAAGGUCACAAUGACUGUAGACAUAGAAAAAGCGUUUCUGCAGGUUGGUGUUGGAGCACAAGACCGAGAUCUCUUUAGGUUCUUGUGGUUUGCUGAAAAGCCAACGUUAUCAUUCAGGGAAGACGACAUACAG
Rhipicephalus microplus (southern cattle tick) is the source of this 516-nucleotide messenger RNA. RefSeq lists its product as uncharacterized. Lineage: Eukaryota; Metazoa; Arthropoda; Arachnida; Ixodida; Ixodidae. The record is from RefSeq and is a predicted model, not a curated record.